Molecule: messenger RNA, 1719 nt
Organism: Heterotrigona itama
Lineage: Eukaryota; Metazoa; Arthropoda; Insecta; Hymenoptera; Apidae
Source: the annotation of a GenBank genome assembly
CCGACGACGACUACGCUGCGGCCGAUUGUGUUUACACAAAGGGAACAAUCAUCGACGUGCAAACGUACAUAAGAAAGAGGGAAAAGAAACGAAAGAAAAAAGAUCGCUAUUGUUUCGACCGUCUGCCUAUUCUCGUCGAAAGAAUAAUGAGGAACCGCGCGAUAGCUGACAAUGACACCUGACAAGUAGCACGGGCAGAGUUGUUGGUGGACUCGCGAGGCUAAAAGCCGGUAGUGCUUGCCUGCUCGUCGUCAACGUGCGUUUAACUCAACUCGACUCACACUUGACGCGUAGUCAGUCGUGUUAAAAAAUCGUACAACCGGAAGAAAUGUGCAAGUCGAUGCGUACGUAGUAGACGUGUAACGCGCUAACGAACAAGAAGGAAGAACAAAUCGAAAAAUGGAGUUGCAAAACGGUGUACAACAGUUGGAGAAGAGGAACACUUCGGGAUCGAGCAGGAAAAGGGAGAAAUCGAUAUUUUGGGCGUACGUGCUGUGGACGAUCGGUGGUUUCGUUGGAGCGCAUCACGUGUACCUGGAACGGGACGCGCAGGCUUUCAUAUAUUUCAGUACUCUCGGUGGAUACUUUGGCCUCGGAUGGCUUCGCGACAUCUACAGGAUCCCUUCGUACGUUCACGACGCCAACGAACGUCCGAGCUUUGUGAACGACUUUAAGCGGAAGGUUCGAACCAAUCGUAAGCCGCCGUUCUCGUCGGUGCGAUUCGCCACGGAAAACGCGAUUGCGUACUUUUGGGCCGAGAUAUUCCGCAACGCAAUUCCAGAGGACGAGGUGUUUGGAAUUAAUUUUAGGCACUUGCUAAUCCUGACACCUUUGGUCAUUGCUUUAGGUGUCUGGACGGUCGGGAAUAUUGGCAGAGAACAAGGCUCCAUAUGGAUUGCCCUUUGCUCGGCGUAUUUGCUCUAUCCGACGCUGUUCUACAUCGGCGACGACAGCACGUGGAUAUUUUUGAUGGUGGUCGCUGCCAGCUUAAGCUUCGAUACGUUCAGCAAACAGUGGCGGCUGAAGCCGAGGAAGAAACGUAGCUUCGUACGGAGGAUCUUCUGCCUCGGCUUUGCUGCCGCCAUCUACCUGUCCCUGAUAGGAUCGUACUUGUAUUUCAACGCUGUUAUCACCGACAGCGAGGGCGAGGAGAUUAAAUUGUCCGAGGCUGUUCAACACUUCUUAACGUCUCCCAUAUGGUUGGAUCUGAAGGCAAGUCUCGUGGCAACCUGGAAUCAAGCGAUUCAUCAAGGUUUCUGGGCAACGUGGGCACAACUGAUAGAUCUGACGGAUCCUCGGGGUGAAAUAAACGCCUACAAGGUUUUAGGCCUUUCACAAACGGCCACGCAGACCGAGGUAACGUCCCGUUGGAGAGCUCUUUCGAGGGACAAUCAUCCCGACAAGAUAAAAGGCACCGAGGAAGAAAGGCGACAGGCUCAGGAGACAUUUAUGGAGAUACAGCAGGCGUACGAAAUCCUCUCGAAGGCGAAGAACCGCAGGCAACGUCGAAAUAGAAAGUUCGAGUGAACCUAUUGCCUUUAACUUUUUCCAAGUUAAUUAAAUCUUCCAUCGACUUCUUAUUCUCUAUUCGAAUUAUCGUAACCGUCGACAUUUUGAUGUCUCGACAAUUAAACUGGUUGUAUCUGUACUGAGACAAAGAUCCGCCCCUCCGUUGAUGUUUGUUUUGAGAGAAAUAUAUUUCUUACAGUUGUUCAGCAA